This is a messenger RNA of Puma concolor (puma), 1170 nucleotides long. RefSeq names its product potassium channel tetramerization domain containing 9 (gene KCTD9). Lineage: Eukaryota; Metazoa; Chordata; Mammalia; Carnivora; Felidae. Gene Ontology annotation, molecular function: protein binding. The record is from RefSeq and is a predicted model, not a curated record. Gene Ontology annotation, biological process: protein homooligomerization; intracellular signal transduction.
AUGAGGCGGGUGACCCUGUUCCUUAACGGCAGCCCCAAGAACGGAAAGGUGGUUGCUGUGUAUGGAACUUUAUCUGAUUUGCUUUCUGUGGCCAGCAGUAAACUCGGCAUAAAAGCUACCAGUGUGUAUAAUGGGAAAGGUGGACUGAUUGAUGAUAUUGCUUUGAUCAGGGAUGAUGAUGUUUUGUUUGUGUGUGAAGGAGAACCAUUUAUUGAUCCUCAGACAGAUUCUAAACUACCUGAAGGGUUGUCGGGAUCUCACACAGAUUGGCUAACGUUAAACGUCGGAGGGCGUUACUUUACAACUACACGGAGCACUUUAGUGAAUAAAGAACCUGACAGUAUGCUGGCCCACAUGUUUAAGGACAAAGGUGUCUGGGGAAAUAAGCAGGAUCAUAGAGGAGCUUUCUUAAUUGACCGGAGUCCCGAAUACUUUGAACCCAUUUUGAACUACUUGCGUCACGGACAGCUCAUUGUAAAUGAUGGCAUUAAUUUAUUGGGUGUGUUGGAAGAAGCCAGAUUUUUUGGUAUUGACUCAUUGAUUGAACACCUGGAAGUGGCAAUAAAGAAUUCUCAACCACCAGAGGAUCAUUCGCCAAUAUCAAGAAAGGAAUUUGUUCGAUUUCUUCUAGCCACUCCAACCAAGUCAGAAUUGCGUUGCCAGGGUUUAAACUUCAGUGGUGCUGAUCUUUCCCGUUUGGACCUUCGAUACAUUAACUUCAAAAUGGCCAAUUUAAGCCGCUGCAAUCUUGCACAUGCUAAUCUCUGCUGUGCAAAUCUUGAACGAGCUGAUCUCUCCGGAUCAGUGCUUGACUGUGCAAAUCUCCAGGGAGUCAAGAUGCUCUGUUCUAAUGCAGAAGGGGCAUCCCUGAAACUGUGUAAUUUUGAAGAUCCUUCUGGUCUUAAAGCCAAUUUAGAAGGUGCUAAUCUGAAAGGUGUGGAUAUGGAAGGAAGUCAAAUGACAGGAAUUAACCUGAGAGUUGCUACCUUAAAAAACGCAAAGUUGAAGAACUGUAACCUCCGAGGCGCAACUCUGGCAGGAACGGAUUUAGAGAAUUGCGACCUGUCUGGGUGCGAUCUUCAAGAAGCCAACCUGAGAGGUUCCAACGUGAAGGGAGCUAUAUUUGAAGAGAUGCUGACCCCACUACAUAUGUCACAGAGUGUCAGAUGA